This is a messenger RNA of Lottia gigantea (owl limpet), 798 nucleotides long. RefSeq lists its product as hypothetical. Lineage: Eukaryota; Metazoa; Mollusca; Gastropoda; Lottiidae. The transcript has 2 exons. The coding region runs from base 1 to 798 and encodes 265 amino acids. The record is from RefSeq and is a predicted model, not a curated record.
AUGUCAUUUUCGUGUGGUUCUGGUAGUUCUGAAGACUAUUCACAUAUAUUUAAGACCAUGGUGAAUCAUAGACUUUCAUCUUUUUUUAUAUUUACCUAUGCCCUAAUUUGUUUAUUUGUAAUAUAUCAUAUUUUGACUCAUUCUUUUGUUUUCUUUUUUCAAAAAGGAGGUAGCGAUUCAGCACUUCCAUCGACAAAUGAUAGAGAAGGUGCAUCUUCAUCAACUAAUACAGAAGGUGGUAGCGAUGCAGCACCUCCACUGACAAAUGAUAGAGAUGGUGCAUCUUCAUCAACUAAUACAGAAGGAGGUAGCGAUUCAGCAUCUCCACAGACAAAUGAUAGAGAUGGUGCAUCUCCAUCAACUAAUACAGAAGGUGGUAUCGAUUCAGCAUCUCCACAGACAAAUGAUAGAGAUGGUGCAUCUCCAUCAACUAAUACAGAAGGUGAUAUAGAUUCCGGUAAUAAACCGACAGAUGAUAGCGAUGGUGAAUCUUCACAAACUAAUCAAGAAGUUGAUAGCGAUGCCGCAAAUAAACCAACAGAUGAUAGCGAUGAUGAACCGAGCUCAAAUAUAUCAGUCAAAUUCACCGAAUUCGGGAUUUACAAGAGAAAUGUGAAGUUUUCUGUGUCUCCUUUAAAGUCAUAUGAUUACGAGGAUGUAGUUCAAUGUGCGCUGUCGUGCGUGUCAAUGUCCACUUGUAAUUACUUUAGUUAUCUGAGUAAGAAUUGCGGUUUGUUCAAAGCAGGAGAUUCGGAUACAUCAGAUACGACCGGAUCUCUUAUAUAUAAAAAGGAGUGA